Messenger RNA from Hypanus sabinus (Atlantic stingray), 2165 nucleotides. It is a transcript of the gene wdr32, whose product is annotated as WD repeat domain 32. The record is from RefSeq and is a predicted model, not a curated record. The transcript is spliced from 8 exons. Gene Ontology annotation, molecular function: protein binding. Lineage: Eukaryota; Metazoa; Chordata; Chondrichthyes; Myliobatiformes; Dasyatidae. Gene Ontology annotation, cellular component: Cul4-RING E3 ubiquitin ligase complex. The coding region runs from base 70 to 1581 and encodes 503 amino acids.
CGAGACGUUUGUGGCGGAAGCACUGUGCGGACGGGAGUGGCGGACGGACACAGAGGGCCCCAAACGGCGAUGAGCGCGGAGAUUCGGCCCGUCCGUCCCCUUCUUGCCGGGGGCCGCCGCGGCCGAACCGGCGUCUUCUCCUGGGUUAGGAGCCGUUCGCUUGGCCGCGGUCUGGGACCACUGGUGGACCCUAGCCGCGACACUUACUGCAUCAUGACUAGCCUGUACGGCUCGAUGAACCCCGCCGACUCGGUGACUCUCGGCACCAAAACGCACGGAGCCGCCUUCAACCUGGAGUACUCGCCCGACGGGUCAGUUUUGACGGUGGCAUGUGAACAGACAGAAGUCCUUUUGUUUGACCCAGUUUCUUCAAAGCACAUCAAAACUCUGUCUGAAGCCCAUGAAGAUUGUGUCAACAACAUCAGGUUUCUUGAUAACAGACUAUUUGCGACUUGUUCUGAUGACACCACAGUGGCACUGUGGGACUUACGAAACCUCAACACGAAGGUUUGCACCUUACAUGGCCAUACGAGUUGGGUAAAGAACAUUGAAUAUGAUACUAACACAAGACUGCUGGUUACAUCAGGAUUUGAUGGAAAUGUAAUCACCUGGGAUACUAAUAGAUGCACAGAAGAUGGCUGUCCACAUAAAAAAUUCUUUCACACCCGCUACUUGAUGCGAAUGCGCCUAACACCAGAUUGUUCAAAGAUGCUGAUAUCAACAUCAUCUGGUUACCUGCUAAUUCUCCAUGAUCUUGAUUUGACCCAAUCUCUAGAAGUUUCCAUGCACCGUAGUUUCAGAGGCAAACGCUCUGCUUCAGGGACAGCCCGGUGGUUGGGGACCACUGAAGUACACUGUGUAAUGCGGGAGAACUAUGCACAUGCGCACUGGACAGAAAGAACGGAACGAAAACCCUGCAACCCGGAAACAAUCUCUCAACAGUAUUUGUAUUUGAAUUUAUCUUCUUGUAGCUUGCCUGGUUUACAGUCACAAAAUCAUCAGGUUGGUGCAUCCUGGAGCUGUGAGAAAAAUCUGUCUCAGGCUCAUGCGAGUGCAGAUGGAAAAGGUGGAUUUCCGAGCAACAGCCUUGAAGUUUUAUCACCAGAGAUUCCUGUGGAAAGAGAUCGAAGAAGUUGUAUCACAUCUUUACAGCUUCACCCUAAAGGCUGGGCUGCAUUAAUUCGGUGCACAAGCAGUAGUGAUGAUCAAGAGUGGACCUGUAUAUAUGAAUUCCAAGAUGGACCUCCAGUUCAGACAGCCUCUCCUCGUUGCUCUCUUUGCCUGACACACUACAUUGAAGAAGCUAACGUUGGUCGUGGUUACAUUAAGGAACUUUGCUUCAGCCCAGAUGGGCGUCUGAUUUGUUCCCCGUUUGGCCAUGGAAUACGCUUAUUAGGGUUUGACAGCCGUUGCAAUGAACUGUGUGAUUGUUUACCAAGAGAAGCCGUUUCACUGAAGGAAAUUAGAACUAUUUAUUCGCACAGUGAUGUCGUGCUUACAACAAAAUUCUCGCCCACUCAUUGUCAGCUCGCCUCUGGGUGCCUUAGUGGCCAGGUAUACUUCUACCAGCCCAAGUUUUAAAUAACCUGGAUUAUUUACAGGUUGUAUUGAUAACAAAAUGUUUUAAUCAUUGCAGAUCGCAAUUAAUAUUCAAGGUGUUUGAUGACAUCCUUAAAUACAAAUCCAUUCAGUUUUCAAUGCAUUGCAAUAAACCAGUGUUUGUUACGAGACUUAACAACAAAGCUGAUUUUCUGCAGUUAGCUCCAGUAAGGAAUUGUCAUUUCCUAAUUUUGUGUGAUUUAUAGCUGCUGCUAAUGUGAUAUUAUAUCAGUAUUUCAUGUAAAAUUUGUUAGCUUGGUUAUUGUACGUACGAACUUGCAAAUGCAAAUUAUUUACUGAAAAUUCAGAUGGAUAAAUUUGGAUAAAAGCUCUAUACAUAGAGAUAAUAAAUUUGACCUGCAGCUUCAUUUCCUAUUUAAGUGGAAUAUAAGGAGAAGUAUUGACUAACGUUCCUGCAGCAAGAGUAAAUUAUUUAACUUAAUAUGCAAAUAUACAUUCCAAAAUAUUAAAAUUUAAACACUGCUGUUAAGAGAACAGUGUAUGAAUAUAUAAUAUCACAAAUUCACAUGGCAACUGAUUAAAUUUUAAUAAAGAAAUUAACAAGA